Carlito syrichta (Philippine tarsier) is the source of this 819-nucleotide messenger RNA. Its product is annotated as WD repeat-containing protein 5-like. Lineage: Eukaryota; Metazoa; Chordata; Mammalia; Primates; Tarsiidae. Gene Ontology annotation, cellular component: Set1C/COMPASS complex. The transcript is spliced from 8 exons. The annotation marks the transcript as partial. The record is from RefSeq and is a predicted model, not a curated record. Gene Ontology annotation, molecular function: histone binding.
GGAAUCUCUGACGUGGCCUGGUCGUCAGAUUCAAACCUUCUUGUUUCCGCCUCAGAUGACAAAACCUUGAAGAUAUGGGAUGUGAGCUCAGUUCAUUUUAAUCGGGAUGGGUCCUUGAUAGUUUCAAGCAGCUACGAUGGUCUCUGCCGCAUCUGGGACACUGCGUCGGGCCAGUGCCUGAAGACGCUCAUUGAUGACGAUAACCCCCCGGUGUCGUUUGUCAAGUUCUCUCCCAACGGCAAGUACAUCCUGGCUGCCACGCUGGACAACACCCUGAAGCUCUGGGACUACAGCAAAGGCAAGUGCCUGAAGACGUACACUGGCCACAAGAAUGAGAAGUACUGCAUAUUUGCCAACUUCUCCGUUACUGGCGGGAAGUGGAUUGUGUCUGGCUCGGAGGAUAACCUGGUUUACAUCUGGAAUCUUCAGACAAAAGAGAUCGUGCAGAAGCUACAAGGCCACACAGACGUCGUGAUCUCCACCGCCUGCCACCCGACGGAGAACAUCAUCGCCUCGGCUGCGCUGGAGAACGACAAGACCAUCAAGCUCUGGAAGAGCGACUGCUGAGGCGGCUGCCGACUGCUUGGUGGCGGGAGGGCGGGAGACGCAGGCCGCCGGCCGGCUGGGGCGGGACUGCAGGGCGCGGCUCCCCCGGAAGGUGGGGUGGCCGUGGGGAGGCGUGGCCCGCAGAGUUCCAAAGCCGCGGGGGCACGUCUGGCCCCGUCUCCUGCUCCAUCAGGGAGUCCUCGUCUGCGUUGUGUUCACAGAGUUCACAGAAGUUUUUAAUUUUUUAUUACAAAAGGGUGAAGUUCAACUUGC